Messenger RNA from Triticum dicoccoides, 873 nucleotides. RefSeq lists its product as uncharacterized. The record is from RefSeq and is a predicted model, not a curated record. The transcript has a single exon. Bases 178 to 555 code for a protein of 125 amino acids. Lineage: Eukaryota; Viridiplantae; Streptophyta; Magnoliopsida; Poales; Poaceae.
GCCCUGGUGCAGCCCAAGUCCAACCCCGACCAUCAUCCCUCUCCAGUUUGGGAACCACCAUUCCAUCUCCUUCCUCUCCUCCCGUGGGCGGCGGCGGCGGCUGCAGAUCGGAGCAAGGACGCAGCAAGGUAACUCCAUCCAUCCAUCCAUCCCUCCCUCCCCAGGUCCGCGGCCAGGAUGGUGGACGCGUGGUGGCCGCUGCUCGCCGCGGCCGUCCCAGCCAUCGUGGCCGGCCAGGCCAUCCGCGUGAAGCGGCGGCGCGACGAGGAGCAGCGCCUCAAGGCGGCGCGGGGGCGCGAGAAGAGCUCCGACGAGGUCUUCGUCUGCGAGCGCGUCUGCACCUCCAAGCGGAUGCUCAAGAAGGUGGGCGCCUUCUCCAAGGACCCCAUCCCGGACACCUGCGUCACCGUCUGCGGCGUCUCCGAGCUCGACGCCUGCGCCGACGCCUGCGGGCGCACCGUCUGCGUCAACCAGCACCAGGUGCCCAACUGGAACGACGUCUGCCUCAAGCGCUGCCAGAGCGAGUGCCUCAAGCUCUCCUCCACCGUCAUGUAGUAGCCAGUUGCCGCGCCCCUUAUCCUGAUGCGGUCUGUCCUGCUUCAGUUUACUUUCCUGCCUAGAGACUUCAGACAUCUGUGGCUGUCAGUUUAUAUAUCCGCAGCGGAGGAUCGGAGAAAUCCGAGUGAAAUGGGCUUAUCCUCGUUGUUAUGCUCGGUUCAUUCCAUCGAUUCUUUGAAAAAUUGACCUCUGCACAUAUCUUUUGUCGAGUUGAAUCAUGGUUUGCUAGCUAGCUAACCUACCAUGCCCUGAUUUGAUAGGCGUAAAUGAGGCCCGGUUCGCCCUUUUGGAUGAAAUAUUUGCACUGUUGAAAUC